Molecule: messenger RNA, 308 nt
Organism: Pelobates cultripes (western spadefoot toad)
Lineage: Eukaryota; Metazoa; Chordata; Amphibia; Anura; Pelobatidae
Source: the annotation of a GenBank genome assembly
ACCUCAAACUGUUCGCCAAGACACUAGCCCUGCGAAUCGCGAAGCACCUACCACACCUAGUGCACUCGGACCAGGUCGGGUUCAUCCCAGAGAGGGAGGGAAGAGAUAACACCAUCAAAGCCCUAAACAUACUGCAAGUAGCAAGGUCGCAACACCGGGAGCUACUCCUCCUCUCGACAGAUGCCGAGAAGGCCUUCAAACGGGUGGACUGGCUGUACUUGGAGGAAACACUCACACACAUGGGAUUCGGCCCACGCAUGCGAUCAUGGGUCCUUUCCCUGUACACGAGCCCGACGGCACGGAUUCGG